Molecule: messenger RNA, 2774 nt
Organism: Lampris incognitus (smalleye Pacific opah)
Lineage: Eukaryota; Metazoa; Chordata; Actinopteri; Lampriformes; Lampridae
Gene: thumpd2
Product: THUMP domain containing 2
Exons: 11
Coding region: 289-2358 (689 amino acids)
Biological process (GO): tRNA methylation
Molecular function (GO): tRNA (guanine) methyltransferase activity; RNA binding
Source: RefSeq, a predicted model, not a curated record
CUGUUAUUUCACUGAGGCCAUAUUGAAGUAUAUAUAUAACGUGUCAGUCUUGUUCGUGUCAGCAAUCGUGUUAAAUUGCAUAAGUGCGACCUCUGCUGGGCGUGUCUACGCGUUACAGUUCACCAUACGCGAUUCCGUUUCCGGUGAAACAGGCUAACAUGGCGACUUACGCAGCAAAAGAACCGAGGGUAUAAAGUCCUUUCCUGAACGAUUGCUUUAGUUUAUUGAUAACAACCACCCACGGUGUGUGCUACUGGGCUAAACAAAUAAGGCUGACUUGGCCUGACGAUGACGGAACCGGAAAGGGAACGGAGUUUAGCGCGCUACUGCUGCACGGCGGGAAACGGGAUGGAGCCUUUCUUAGCGGAGGAGGUGAAAAGGAGGCUCUCAGCUGAGGACGUGUGUCAGAUCCCAGGUAGGCUGCUGUUCAGCUCCUCUGCUCCGAUAAGCAAAGUGACGCAGCUGAAGUCGGCAGAGAGACUCUUCCUCCUGUUGAGACAGGACUCACCUGUCAAGCUGCCUGUGCACACCAGCCAAGCGAAGGUGGCCUCGGUGCUACAGGCCAGACUCCUGGGUAACAGGAGGGAAUGGAGUGAUGGUUUAAUGACAUGGAGUCGUCUUCAGAGAGACCUGGCCGUCAGCUGUGGUUCUGCCCACAGACCAAAUCCAACAAGGAAACCACAAAGGAAGAGCGGCAGUCCUGCAAAGGAGAAAGAGAUUGAAACGGAGAUAGUCGAGGAGGAGGAGGAGGAGGGCAAAGACAGAAAGUCGAAAAAGAGAAAGAGAGAGCUGGACACUGAAGAGAGUCUGGCUGAGAGAAAAAGGGAAGUGGAAAGUGGAGUGGAGGAAAAUGAGGGGGGCGGUCAUGUGAAAGGAAGAUGUUGCGGAGGUGGCUGGAAUGAGACACAGACAUUGGAACAGAAAAGAAAUGGAGACGAGACAAAGAGGAGGAAUGAGGUUGAGAGGAAGAGAGAUGGUGAGAGGAGGGUGGAAACAGGAAAGGAAAAAGAAAAGAGUGGGCAAAUCAGUGGCAAUGGAGCAAACACACUUCACACACCAGAGAGGAAGAAAAAUGAGACGUAUGACUGGCUGGGUGGGGCUGGUGAGUCUUGCGGGGUCAGACAGAACGGAGCGAGCAAGGCAGCAAAGAGAAAGAGCGAGGAGGAUGGGGAUGAUAGCAGAAGUGUGGCUGCAGAGGUUAGUCCUUCAGGAGCACACACAUCCAUGACAGCACCAGGCAUGUGUAGCGGAGAGCGGGUCUCCGGCAGUAAACACACCGUACCAGGAGUCGGCUGCUGCCCCGAGGUGGACGACAUGGUGAACAGCGGCCUGGCUGUGGAAGGUGUGGAACAUGUGAACACCACGAAGGAAAGUGUGCUCCAGCCCUCCCCCCCCGCUGCUGUUUCCUUCAGGGUGAACUGCAAGUGCACCGGAUCCCUGUCCAGAUGCCUAAGUGCACAGGAGGUGAGCUGUGUGUUUGCAGCAGGACUGAGGAGAUUGAUGGGUUGGAAGUCAGACCUCAAGAAUCCACAACUGGAGGUAAACUUGAAUUUGAGUGAUGACCACUGCAUCCUGGGAAUACCGCUGACCAGGUCACCCCUGUCAAACCGCCGCUACAUGAAACACACAGGCGUGAGGUCCACUGUAGCCUGGGCCAUGACCUCACUAGCUCACAUACAGCCAGGCUACCGUGUGGUAGACCCGAUGUGUGGGGUGGGAACCAUCUUAAUAGAAGCUGCACAGGAGCACCAGGGUGCUCAUUUCUUGGGCGUGGACAUUGAUGACAGACAGCUGCAGAAGGCCAAUGAAAACAUAUUAUUUGCAGACCUGCAGGACAGGAUACAAGUGAUGCAGGCUUCAGCCAUGGAGCUCCCCCUGCCCAACGCUAGUGUGGACGCUGUGGUCUGUGACCUACCUUUUGGCAGGAAGUUCGGCACAAAGACAGACAUGGCUGCCACCCUGCUGCUCCUGGUGGCAGAGAUGGAGAGAAUCCUUCGUGUUGGCGGUACCUUGGUUAUCCUUCUAAGUCCCCAGUUGUCUUGCCUCCUGAAAAAGCUCCAGGCUCAACCCGAGACUGAACUCCCCGCGACCCAGGAGGAAGAGCCUUGGACUGGGCUCCAGUCUCCCCCUUUCUCUGCUGUAAAACAGGAGAACCAGCAGACCCCACCAGGCAACACGUCAUCAACUCUCCAGCAAGAAGAGCCCUGCCCUGAGCUGAAACACAGGCCCUCAGCCCCUCUGUGUUCUUUGAAACACCAGGCCACAUACCGGGUCGGACUAGGGGUGAUAGAUGGACUAAUUAAUAAAUAUGUAAAAUACAGACAGGAUGAUGAGUACAUCGCCAGAUCCGGUUUGUAAUAACACACAAGGUAAAAAUUAAACAAAUGUUAUUAAUAUCCUGAUAAUUGAGUGCUGUGGUGUGUGUAAUUUGAAAAAAAAAACGAUAUUGCUUUGCCAUGAUAUAAGCACGUCCUUACACCUUUAUUUUCCCUCUUUACAGUAGAGUUUAUUUAUCUUGGCUCUUUUGCUCGGUCUCUUGCACAAGCAGAUGUUUUGCAGUAAAAACUACAGUUGCUGUUUUAUGUGAGAGAAGAUUUUCCUGAAAAUUAAACUGUUUGAUUCUCUCUGUCAGUUGGACUACGUUCACUGUGUUGUGACCCGGCCAUCUGCCACCAUUAGUCCCAUGUUACCCUGUUUUCUGUGCAGCCAUAUGGGGCUUACAGGGGCUUAACAGCCAUGCCCUCUCUUAGACACACAUCCAAAAAAAGAAAGAA